ACCAAGCACAACGACUACGGUUUGCUGCGUCUCUGCACUUGCUUAGGUGACUCACUCACUGCCGACCAUGGACAACUCUUCAGAUGCUCACAGCCGUCACAGGUGCGCGGCGUGCUACCGGCAGUUCAACCGGAUGGAGCACCUUGUGGAGCACAUGCGGUCGUCGCACCACUCCCACCACGAGCCCCGCUGUGGCGUCUGCGGCAAGCACUGCCGCUCCCUCGACGCCCUCCGCGACCACCUCGGCUUCGGCGCCUCCCUGCCCUCCAAGCCCGCCUGCGCCACAGCCUUCGCCGCCCACGGCUGCCCGCUCUGCCUCGCCGUCUUCCCCACCGCCAGCGCCCUCCGUGCCCACUGUCGCGCAUGCAAGCUCUCCCGCGCUCCGAUCCCCUCUUCUGUCCAGAGCCUCACGAGGACUAUGUCGAGGAUGGGCGUUCGAGGCGGCGGUGGCGCGGUGGCGCUAGGGUGCAAGAUGGUCGGCGGCGGGAGCGACGGCACGCUCGACGUGUGCGCGCGCGUCUGCGUCGUCGACGAGCACGAGGCCAUCCUCUACGAGAGCUUCGUGAAGCCGCUCAUCCCGGUGACACACUACCGGUACGAGACCACGGGGAUCCGGCCCGAGCACCUCCGCGACGCGCCCACGGUGAAGCAGGCGAUGAGGCGGGUGCAGGACAUCCUCCUCAACGGCGAGCAGUCCUACUCCUACUCCUCACGCGGCGCCGCCCGGCUCCUCGUCGGCCACGGCCUGGAGCACGACCUCGACGCGCUCGGCAUGGACUACCCGGCGCAGCUGAAGCGGGACACGGCCACGUACCCACCGCUGAUGAAGACCAGCGCCAGGCUCAUGAGCAACUCGCUCCGGUAUCUCACGCGGAGCUGCCUGGGGUAUGACAUACAGACCGGCGGCCACCAUCACCCCUACGAUGACUGCGUGGCCGCCAUGCGCCUGUACAAGAGGAUGCGCGCCAUGAGCCACCUGCACCUGCACGGCCGGCCCAGGGACGACGAUGAUGAGUCCAUGGCCAAGGCCUUCCCGGCAUGGAGGCAGCGGGAGCUGGAGCGCAUGUCGCCGGAGGAGCUCCUCCGCAUGUCCAAGCCCGACUACCAUUGUUGGUGCCUUGACGAGGACCGGCGAUAGAUGCUGACGGCAGCCUGCUCCCUACGGAAUUCGAAUCUUGGUUGGCGCUUUUACUUGGUGGUGGUGAUGAAAAGAUAAAAGAGUGAAAAUAGAAUGCCCCGUGCGUGCGUCGGAUGGAUAGCUGCCGUACCUUACGAUCGACGUGGUGGUCGAAUAAAUCACAGCUUUGUUUUGUUGGAAGUAAGUUACCUGAAUUUCAAAUGUGGGUCAUUCAAUUUUUUUGGGGAACAAAGAUGGAGGCGUGAUGGGGGGCACCGAGGCUGCCAACGGCGACGCCGAGGCGAGGGAAGCGAGGCAUGGGGAGGCCUCGGCUAGGAAUAAGCCGCAGGCGGCUGAGGCGAGUUAGAAG
This is a messenger RNA of Triticum dicoccoides, 1487 nucleotides long. RefSeq names its product RNA exonuclease 4-like. Lineage: Eukaryota; Viridiplantae; Streptophyta; Magnoliopsida; Poales; Poaceae. Gene Ontology annotation, biological process: rRNA processing. Gene Ontology annotation, molecular function: 3'-5' exonuclease activity; nucleic acid binding. The transcript has 2 exons. The coding region runs from base 68 to 1138 and encodes 356 amino acids. The record is from RefSeq and is a predicted model, not a curated record. Gene Ontology annotation, cellular component: nucleus.